UGAAGAGCGCGGGUAGAGAUGAAGAUUCCCAGGGAUGGCGUCGAGGAUCCUCUUCUCUAUGAGAUCAUGUAUUUCUCUCCAGUGGAGCUUGGAGAUGAACGUUACACCAACAAGCUCUAUUUUCAGACCGAUAUUUACAAUCGCACCUGGCCGACUCUCAUGGCAGACCGGAUGGCACACCAAAUUGAAAAGCUGAAACACUGUGAAAUGGGCAUCGUUGCCUUUGAUGAUGAGUUCAGAAAGACACAUCGCAAGGCCGUCAUUGGUCACUGCAAAAUGGCUUUAGCUUAUCUGGAUGCACGCGAAGCGCGCAUUGCGAUGAAGCUUUGUGAGCAGUGCAUGCCUGCGACAAAAUCCUCAGAGCCCAGAUUGCAGUCGGAUCCCAACGCUGAGUUCGACUUCCUGAGGAUUAUCGCUCUCUCGAAUUUGGCCUGCGCCGCCCGACGGGUGAAAUUCUUCCAAAAGGCCAUCGAUGCCUUGGCAGAGGCCAAGAGUCUGUGCCUGGCGGGUGGUGAUAGUAUUCAACAGCAUCCGCUGCUGAUCGCCUUGACACUGUUGAAUUUGUCGGCAGUUUUGGGUGAUAUUGACCACGACGAGCACGGUCUACGUUGGGGCCUAGAGGCAUUGGCCAUGUUGUACAAUCUCUUUUCGACCCUGGAGCUUCCGGAGAUGGUCCAGGCCUACUAUUUAUCUUUGGCAUGUCACAAUGCUGCGCUGUUGAACGUGAAGCUCGGACGUUGGGCAGAUGCCCAGGAGUUGGUGGAUGAGGGCAUCGAAUUCACCAAGAUCCUUGGUGAGAACGAUGACACCUUGCGCAGCAAGCUCAUCACUAUUGGUGCUCAUGCCAAACAUGUGCCAGAGGUUUUCCUCAGCGAAGCAGUGAACGCCCUCAACGGCUGGAGUCAGGAGAGGGGCGUGUGGAAUCUGAGCUUCUGGGAUUUCACCAUGCCGGAGGUGAAGGAAGUGAUCAGGGUGCUGCAAAACACCCUCACGCUGAACAAGAUCAUCAUAGACCAGAAAGACGAUGACAGACGCUACGACACUGCAGUAGAGAAUGAGCAUCUGGCAGAACUGAUGAAAGCUGUUGUGGAGUGCCACUGCAUGGAGAUGAUUACAAUCUCAGGCAUUGACUUUCAGACCAGAAAGGUGUGGCGCCGGGUCAAAAAGCGCGGUUUUUUGGAGACGCGCUGGUAUGCCUCUGCUCUGAACUUUGCAGAUGUUUGGGGUGGAAGCCAAACGCCUGAAACGGGUCAAUACCAGGGUCUUCUUGCCAGCCUGAAUCACUUCAUGAAGAGGGUGGCCAUGGGUUUGCUUGUUGUGGGCAACGAGACGGAAGGUAUUGACCUGUCCGACAAUGGCAUCAACCUGACCAGCAUCACCAUGCUCGUACAUGCACUCUGCAAGACGGACAGGCUUGCCAGGACGAGACCCUGUCGUCGGCUGAUCUUGAGGAAGAACGACAUUGGUGUUGAAGCUGCGAAAGAAUUGGCGAAGAUUUGGGACGCCGCUGAGCCCCCGCAAGAGGAGGAGGAGGAGGUCUCAAGUGACGGUGAAGGGUUUGCGGAUGAAGAUGAGGAGUUCGAUCCCACGGCAGAGGCCCCGGAGCACGAUGAGUUGCAAGGUGUGACAGCCUUGGACGUGUCUGAGAAUGGGGAUAUUGGUGAUGAAGGAUUCCAGGCUAUACUGAAAGGCAUCUCGCGAUACAACUGCUUCAAGGUAUUGACUGCCAAUGCUAUCAGCCUCACAGCGGCAGGGUGCGCCUGCUUGGAAGGGCUGGAGCAAACGAGGCUAGACACCUUGAUCCUGAAUCAAAAUUCCUUCGGCUGCGAGGGAGUAGCCAACCUCUGCGAAGAGCUGUCAAAGUGUACACGCCUUCGUGUGUUGGAGUUGGAGGGCUGCGGAAUUAAACUGGAGGGAGCCAAAGCCCUCAGGGAGCUUCUCAGGCACCACUUGAAGCUGCAAGAGAUCUCCGUGGCAAGCAACCAGCUCUCGGACGAUGGCGCCAUUGAGUUCUGCAGCGGUGUGGCCGAGUCCUCGCUGAAGUCCGUGAAUCUGGCACACAACGGCAUCGUCAGUGACGAUGCAUCUCAGUCCAUCGGAGACAUGAUGAGGAGUUGCCAUAGCCUUCUGAAGCUCGUCCUCUCCGGGAACUGUUUUGACCACUUGGGACCUUCGCACAUAGGCAGCGCCAUUGAGCACAGUCGCGUGUUGACACUGCAGCUGGAGGAGAUGGGCCUAACAGCGGACUCUAUGGAUGAUUUCUUGGACCAAGGAGCUGCAGAGACGCAGGAUUUGCAAGAGCUGACCUUGAACAAGAAUCCCAUCCACGACGAAGGGUUGGCCAUCAUUGCAGAGAGUCUCAGCAUUGGAUUGAAGAAUUUGCGACUUUCUCAUUGUGGUCUAACGAGUGGAGCGCAGGCAAUUCUGCUGAGUCUUGUGUCCUUGUCUCCCAACCUUCAGCGCCUGGAUUUGUCCUACAACAGCCUCGGUCCAAAAGGAUGCCUUGAUAUGGUGAAGUGGAUGGAUCAGAACGACAAGGAGUCUUUCUCCUUGUCCUUCCUUGAGCUAUCUGGCUGUUCUCUGGGUGACGAAGGCUUUCAACUGUUGGUCCCCAUCAUGGGUUCUCUGCGCUUCCUAGGCCUCCGUGACAACGGAAUCACCUCGGCAGGUUUGCAAGCUGUUAUGAGCGCCAACCAGAUGGUCAAGCUGCAGACCCUGGACUUGGAGGGAAACCAGAUCGGAGAGCAAGGGCUCCACGCUCUCACCGAACGUUUUCAGAAGGAGCACAAGCGUUCCCUGUGGAAUCCCAAGCAAUUGACUUCCAUGAUCGAUCUUGUCAUCCUGAAGAACAACGACAUCUCCCCAGCCCUGGCAGCCUCCACCGAGGCCUUUGUGAAGAUCUACAAUCCGCUGAUGACAAUCCUGUGGUAGACAGGGUGCCACGCUUCACUGGGAGAUCUCCAGUCUCCAAGUGGGUCAUCGUCGACGUCCCAAAUUCACAUUUUAAUAUAUUAAUGCUUUUGAAACAAAAAGUGAAAAUUGAUGAGC
Cladocopium goreaui is the source of this 3048-nucleotide messenger RNA. The record is from the annotation of a GenBank genome assembly. Lineage: Eukaryota; Dinophyceae; Suessiales; Symbiodiniaceae.